GGGCCAAUUCCGAUGCAAAAUUGACCCUUCGUACCAUAUUAGUACCAUGUCAAAAUAAACGAACAGACCAUUUGAAGAUCGUAAAAACGCGCCAAGCCCAAGGCUUGAGCUUUUGGUCUGGAACUCCACCCUGAGGAGGGGCGAGCAUGUGGAAGUUUAAUUUUUUAAUUUUUUUGCUAUCAUCAGUAUCCAUUUGCCUACUUGAGUUAUUCAAAAGAAAUCUAGGAAUUUUCAAUCAUGACGGAUGGAACUCGGAGGGAGCACCCUCGUACACGACUAGCAAGAUUUGUCUUCGUGCCGUGGAGACCAUGGCAUUCUGUGGAUACAACUUCAAUGUUCAAUCAAGUCACUGGUAUGGGUUUUAGAUACGGAGAUCGCCGAUGGGUGUGAAGAAACAAAGAGUUUGACAUAGUGGAGUUCGAGAAGGAAAACGCUUCGUACUAUUGAUAGCAGAACAUCAACCCAUAAUUCCGAGGAGAUCCAUGGAUAUCGAGGCGGGUUCGUUCCAGUUUACUUUUCCCAAGCAGAAUGAGUGGCUAUAUCAGAGCAUAAUAUUACUCACCCAACGCCAACAAUCUUAUUCUACUAAGGCCAAAAGAAAAUUAAAUCAAGGUACGGAGUCAAAAAGGAAUAAAACAACGAAAACACAAAUACAUAUAACAAGGUAGAG
Molecule: messenger RNA, 670 nt
Organism: Aspergillus pseudonomiae
Lineage: Eukaryota; Fungi; Ascomycota; Eurotiomycetes; Eurotiales; Aspergillaceae
Exons: 1
Coding region: 147-365 (72 amino acids)
Source: RefSeq, a predicted model, not a curated record